AUGAGCCAUAGGACGGAUCAAGACGGAGUGGCAACUACCCGAAGGCCUCCCCUGAAAGCAACGCGAGGAGGUAUGAUAAAGGUGGCAGCUCUGAGGAAGAGGUUUGCGGACAAUUCCCAGAGAAGGCCACAAAAAUGUCAGGGAAAGAAGAGGAAGCUGGAGGAGGACGAGGAAAUUAUUGCAUCCGUCGAUCAGGGGAAAAUGGAGGCCAGAGGCAAGACGGAGCCCUUGAGCAAAAGACAGAAGGCGGACCGAAGCCCUCCUCCUCCCAAUCCACCAAAGGCACGGAAAAGGCUACCUCGGCAGGCAAAGGCCAACGCAGUGGACAGAAUCCACAAGGUGUAUGGUGUCCUUGCCGAGAGAACUGAGCCAGGCCAAAAUGCAGCAGCCGAAGAGGACAAAAUGAAAAAGAAAGUAAAUGAAAAAGUUGAGGAAAAAGCACAGAAAAAGGCAGAAGCAGCAAAAGGAAAGCGAACGGACAUUUCCCCCGACGAACCUCAACAGAAGAAGCUGGGGAAAAGGAAAGGGAAAGAAGAGCCAAUGAAGAAGCAGGCUGAAAAAAAACAGAAGAAGGAGAACAAAUUGAGGCUCCAAAGAAACAGGCCCGUAAAAAAAAAGAACAAAGGCCGAGAAGAAUAA
Molecule: messenger RNA, 639 nt
Organism: Macrobrachium nipponense
Lineage: Eukaryota; Metazoa; Arthropoda; Malacostraca; Decapoda; Palaemonidae
Product: neurofilament medium polypeptide-like
Exons: 1
Coding region: 1-639 (212 amino acids)
Source: RefSeq, a predicted model, not a curated record